CUGCUCUCUCUCUCUCUCUCUCUCUCCUCAGUAUAUAUGUUUGGAAAAGUCUACGCAAACCCCUUUAACAAAAUCUCAUCCUGCUUAACCAGAAAGAUCCCCUGAGGAGAGAGAGAGAGAGAGAGAGAGAGAGAGAGAGAGAGGUGAAUAUGGCAGGUUUACAAAGAUCGGCAGUUUCGUUCAGGAGGCAAGGCUCGUCGGGAUUGGUAUGGGACGACAAGCUGCUCUCAGGUGAAUUGAACCAGACGAAGCCAAAGGAUCAAGAUGAGCAGGAAGGCCCUCAUCGGAAAAUGGAAGCCAAGCCUUCCAGAACCACGGGAUCAACCAACACGAUUGAUCGCAGCCGAUCCGGACGCGCGUUCCACGGCGGUAAGGUCUCGCCGGCGAUAGAGCCGCCUUCUCCGAAAUUCUCGGCGUGCGGCUGCUGCACCGCCUUCGGGAAACCGGCGGCCAGAGCUCGUCCAGCGAAGGCCGGAAAGCGUAGAUCAUAAUAGUAUUUCCCGGCGGCGAAGGCGGCGGUCUCCCGGAACGGCGGAUGGUAUGAGGAUUGGGCGGAGACGUGUGUUAGGUAGCUGCUAGCUUUGCUUUUGUUUUUGGUAGUAUUUGAUAUAAAUAGAAAUGGGUUGGUAGAGGGAGGUUUAGUUUCAUCUCAAAAACAAAAAAUAAGAGUGAGAUGUAAGAUUUUUUAAACAAUUAAAUUAGAAAUUAGAAUUACUAAAAA
Molecule: messenger RNA, 721 nt
Organism: Malania oleifera
Lineage: Eukaryota; Viridiplantae; Streptophyta; Magnoliopsida; Santalales; Ximeniaceae
Exons: 1
Coding region: 150-491 (113 amino acids)
Source: RefSeq, a predicted model, not a curated record